Talaromyces amestolkiae is the source of this 393-nucleotide messenger RNA. RefSeq lists its product as uncharacterized. Lineage: Eukaryota; Fungi; Ascomycota; Eurotiomycetes; Eurotiales; Trichocomaceae. Gene Ontology annotation, cellular component: ribosome; cytosolic large ribosomal subunit. Gene Ontology annotation, molecular function: structural constituent of ribosome. Gene Ontology annotation, biological process: translation. The coding region runs from base 1 to 393 and encodes 130 amino acids. The transcript is spliced from 4 exons. The record is from RefSeq and is a predicted model, not a curated record.
AUGGCCGCCAAAUCCCAUAUCCCGAUCGUCAAGAAGCGCACAAAGCGCUUCUUCCGCCAUCAAUCCGACACCUUCAAGUGCGUGCCCGCAUCAUGGCGCAAGCCCAAGGGUAUCGACAACCGUGUCCGCAGACGAUUCAAGGGUACCAUUGCCAUGCCCUCGAUCGGUUAUGGUAGCAACAAGAAGMCCCGCCACUUGAUGCCCUCUGGUCACAAGGCUUUCCUUGUCCACAACACCAAGGACGUUGAGCUCCUCCUCAUGCACAACCGCACUUACGCCGCUGAGAUCGCCAGCGCCGUGUCCUCCCGCAAGCGUGUUGACAUUCUGGCUAAGGCCAAGGCUCUCGGUGUCAAGGUCACAAACGCCAAGGCCCGCGUUACCACCGAGGCAUAG